AUUGAUGUGCAUUAAUGAGGCAGCACUGAUGGGCACUGAUGGACACUGAUAGGCAGCACUGAUGAGACCAAGAAGAGGGAGAGAGUUUCCAACAGGGGCGGACUGAUAACUCAUGAGGCCCCCGGGCAAUAGGGGAUCAUGGGGCCCCUGUGUCCUCGCCCACACCUAAAAAAGCCUAUGAAAAAGCCAAUGAAAGGUACCAGGGGCAUCUCAUGGGGCCCCCUACUGACCCCGGGCCCUCGGGCAGUGCCCGAGUGCCUGAAUGGUCAGUCUGCCCCU
Molecule: messenger RNA, 279 nt
Organism: Staurois parvus
Lineage: Eukaryota; Metazoa; Chordata; Amphibia; Anura; Ranidae
Source: the annotation of a GenBank genome assembly